Plectropomus leopardus (leopard coralgrouper) is the source of this 1971-nucleotide messenger RNA. Its product is annotated as rap1 GTPase-GDP dissociation stimulator 1. NCBI's taxonomy places the organism in Eukaryota, Metazoa, Chordata, Actinopteri, Perciformes, Serranidae. The record is from RefSeq and is a predicted model, not a curated record. Gene Ontology annotation, molecular function: guanyl-nucleotide exchange factor activity; protein binding. Gene Ontology annotation, biological process: positive regulation of GTPase activity.
ACACACAGACAGAGUGAGAGACAGGGCUGGGGUACACCUGAUCUUAGGAAGGGAGGGUAGCUCCUCUGCCAGCCCUACAUACACAUACACUUACACACACACACACACACACACACACACACACACACACAUAUACAGUGCUAACAGGCAGAGGCAGUGAGCCAGCCAGCAGAGAGCCUGUCGACCAGCAGCCAUGACAGAGACCGAUACUCUGAGCGAGGCACUGAAGGCCAUCAGUGUGAGUACAGAGCUGAUCGAGGAGGAGCUCAAGCCACAUUUGGACACAGUGCUGGCUGCUCUGUUGGAAAAAAAGAAGGAUGCUGCUGUGGAGAUCGCCAGAAGUGGGAUUCUGCCCACGCUGGCUCAGGCCUUACGGAGUAAAAGCAGCCUGAGCUGCCAGGUGGCUCUGGUGGUGGCAGAGAUGGCAAGAGAAGCUGCAGUCAGGGAGCCGUGCAUCAAAGCAGGCCUGGUGAAGGUCCUGGUUCCCCAUCUGAACUGCAAUGACGAGGAGAUGCUGCUAAACACUGGCAGGGCCAUCGGACGCAUCUGCUUUGACAACUCAUACCAACAGGACCAGUUAGUCCAGAAUGGUGUAAUCCCCAGACUGGUGUCCAUUAUAAGAGAGUAUCCAGAGAACGACCCGCUGGUCAACGUCUGCCUGCUGGCCCUCUGUAACCUUGCUGACAUGGACUCUGCGAGGGACGCCCUGGCAGAACAAGAUGUGGCAGAUGUCCUGACGUUACAGCUGAAGCGGGCAGCUGAUGCCGAGCGCCGACAUGUCAUCCUGGAAAUCCUUGGCUCGCUGGGCGAGAGUGAUGCGCUGAAGCUGCAGUUUGCAGAGUCAGGAGUACCAGAGGCUUUAUCUGAGAUGAUCCGGCGUCUGCAGGGAGGUUCUGACCCCCAUGACCUCUGCAGCAUCAAGAUCGCCUCCAACCUCAUCGUGUCCCUGCUCUUGGGAGAUGAAUCUAUGCAGAAGUGUUUUGGAGAGGGAACAGGUCUGGUGUAUCAGGACGUUCUGUCUUGGCUGCAGAGCUCCAACACCCAGCUGCAGCUGUCCGGAGCCCUCGCCAUCGCCAACUUCGCCAGGAAUGACAGUAACUGUGUAAAGAUGCUGGACCUUGGUGUGGUUCCUCACAUCCUGACCCUGCUGGAGCAGCAUGUGGACGAAGGAGACGUGUCUGUUCAACAUGCUGGACUGAGCGCACUCAGAAACCUCGCCAUUCCUGCUACCAACAAAGUGCGGAUGCUGGAUGACGGGGUGACUGAGAGGAUAAAGACCCUGCUGCGCUCCGACAUGCCACCAGUUCAGUUCAAACUGCUGGGGACACUACGUAUGAUGGUGGAUGGACAAGAAGAGGCAGCGUUGGUGCUGGGGAGAGAUGCAGAACUGCUGGCUCGGGUCAUGGAGUGGUGUCAAGCUAAAGACCACGCAGGAGUCCGAGGAGAAGCCAGUCGCCUCCUGGCCGCCUUCAUCAGACACAGCCGCAGCCCUGAAGUUGUCCAUGCUGUAGCCAAAGCAGACGGGGUUCGGCACCUUAUCUCCAUGGCAACAAGUGAACAUGUCAUCAUGCAGAAUGAGGCCCUGGUUGCCCUGGCCAUAGGAUCUGCCAUUGACAUUGAAUGUAUGAAGGAUCCAUUCAAGGAGGCAGAGCUGUUGCCCAUGCUAAAGAAGAUGUUGGAGGAUCCUGUGGGGGCGGUCGAAGUCAAGUUCAGUGCUUUAGGUCUCAUCUGCAGCCUAGCUAACUCCAGUGUGAUGAAGGACGAGUUGAACUCUGUGAACAUGAAGGAAAGCCUCAGUAAACUGACGGAUCACAGCAGCAGUAAACUUGCCUCACAGGCCGGCUCCAUUCUGACCACUCUCAGUGACACCAGAUAAACCAGCACACUGCAGCAACACAGGAUGUCAUCUGCUGUAUGGAGCUAUCCAUCUUAUUCUUAUCCAAUGACAUACUUUAAUUCAAGUGAUCUCAC